AUGGCGCCCAUCCCCAUCACCAUCAUUACCGGCUUUCUCGGCUCCGGCAAAACGACCCUCAUCCUCAACCUCAUCCCGCAGCUACGCCGCAAGAACCCUUCCUACAAGCUCGCUCUUCUCAAAAACGAAUUCGGCGACCUCGCCGUCGACUCGCAGCUCGCCUCCAGCGCCGCCAUCUCGGGCGUGCAGGAGCUGCUGAAUGGCUGCAUAUGCUGCAACCUCGUCGGCCAGCUGGGCCCGGCCCUUACCGAGCUUCGCGAUACUGUCGCGCCCGACCGCAUCAUCAUCGAGACGAGCGGGUCCGCGUUCCCAGCGACGCUGGCCCUCGAGGUGAAUCGGCUGGCGCGCGAGACGGGCGGUUACAUUCUAGAUGGCGUCGUGAGCGUGAUUGAUGUGGAAAACUGGGAGGGCUACGAGGAUACCAGCUACACGGCAAAGAUACAGGCUAGAUAUACGGAUCUGAUCGUCUUCAAUAAGUGGGAGGCCGCCGGCGAGGACCGCUACGAGGAGUGCGUAGACAGGGUGGGCGAUUUGGAGGUGGAUGUGGCCAAGGUCAAGAGCGACAAGGGCUUCGUCGACAUGGAUCUCGUGUUUGGAAUCGAUGGCGGCCUCGCGCAGCAGCUCACCGACGGCGAUAUCAAAAGUGCUGACGGCGACCACACCAACGGCGACCACACCCACACCAACGGCAACCACAACCACAACCACGACCACCAGAGCGAGGUCGAGGUCCUCUCCCUCGAGAUCCCCGGCCGCGCGACCAUCUCCACCGACAAGCUACAGACGCUGCUCGCCGCCGCGCCCAAGGACGAGGUGUAUCGCAUCAAGGCCGUCGUCACACUCUCCACGCCCCCGCGCAACUCGGACGCCGACGUACCCGCGCCCGACGCCAGCCCGGCGCGGCGCUACAUUCUCAAUUGGGCAUUUGGGCGCUGGACGUUUACUCCCGUGGCGGGCGAGCAGCAGGAGCACGCGAGCAGCGACGAGGCGGCGCUGCGCAUGACCAUGAUUUUGGCGCGGUGCGAGAGCGCAAAGUGGGAGAAGAGAAUCAAGGCGGGCGGCUUCGUGGAGGUGGAAGAUGGCGCCGGCGAGCUGGUCGUCAAGAGAAUAUUAUAA
This is a messenger RNA of Beauveria bassiana ARSEF 2860, 1116 nucleotides long. Its product is annotated as Cobalamin (vitamin B12) biosynthesis CobW. Lineage: Eukaryota; Fungi; Ascomycota; Sordariomycetes; Hypocreales; Cordycipitaceae. Gene Ontology annotation, cellular component: cytoplasm. Bases 1 to 1116 code for a protein of 371 amino acids. The record is from RefSeq and is a predicted model, not a curated record. The transcript has a single exon.